Molecule: messenger RNA, 517 nt
Organism: Cylicocyclus nassatus
Lineage: Eukaryota; Metazoa; Nematoda; Chromadorea; Rhabditida; Strongylidae
Source: the annotation of a GenBank genome assembly
AGGCAUCACAAUGAAUGCUCCGGCUGCCUUUGAGUCAUUCUUGAUUUUCGAUGGCGAACGCAAAAUCUCUGUGGAAAAUGAUACCAAGGUGCCAAAUGCUGCUGUCUUCACGAUCAACAAGGAAGAUCAUACUUUGGGCAAUUUGCUGAAGCAUCAGUUGCUGAAAGACCCGAUGGUUUUAUUUGCUGGCUACAAGAAUCCUCAUCCUCUUGAACACAAGAUUGUCCUCCGAGUUCAAACGACAGGGCAGACUACUCCAGCUGACGCCUUGAUCAACGCGAUCACAGAUUUGAUAGCCGAACUGUCCUUGUUUGAGGAAAGAUUCAAAGAGGCAGCUGAAGGACGAAAAAGGAUGAAUGAUACUCUCUAUUGAGCCUUGAGUGUGCUACGGCUUUCACAUCUGUAUUCCUUAGCUGGAUCGGUGUUUGAUUUGUUUAUGAGAUGAUUACUCAUAUUGCUGUUAGCUGUAUAUAGAUUUAUCAUUUUACUUGGGGAUCCGUCCGGAUUAUUGCUCAGG